UCACCGAACUCAGAAACUUCCCCCCUGCUUGGGAACAACGAUUCACGCCCAGAGUGUUGGUCACGCAGAAUCCUGCGCGCCAUCAAGGCUGAUGGGGAACCGUCGUGGACGGAAUCUUUCAAGUUCUUUCUUUUGGGUUCUUGGGCCAAUGUCCUCCUCCUUUUCAUACCACUGAGCAUCCUGUCGCACAAUUUGCAUUGGGACGCUGCUCUCAGAUUUGUGUUCAGCUUCGUGGCCAUCAUUCCCCUUGCAAAGCUGCUUGGAGAGGCUACUGAUCAAUUGUCCAUAAAACUUGGCCAGACUUUGUCUGGAUUAUUGAAUGCUUCCUUUGGAAAUGCCGUCGAAAUCAUUAUCGGUACUGCUGCCUUGCUGAAUGGCGAGUUAAGAAUCGUUCAGACCUCGAUGUUGGGAUCUAUCCUUUCCAAUAUCCUCCUGGUACUUGGUUGCUCCUUCCUAGCUGGUGGAUUUUAUCAUAGUGAAGGAUCUUUCAACCUGACAGGCGCACAGGCAUCAGCUUCACUAAUGACCCUAUCUUGUAUAACCCUCGUAAUUCCAGCUGCGUACGCCAGCACCACACUAUCCGGAAUACCAGAGUUUCCGUGUGACAUUCCGGAUGACAAGGGAGGCUGUCCUUCGCCUGGCCUGUUAAUAAUUUCUAGGGGAACAGCGGUACUGCUGCUGUUCGUUUAUUGUGCAUACCUCGUGUUCCAGCUAUAUACGCACCCGCAGUUCUUCCGGCAGAGUUCGACAGGCGAGGGUGAAGAAGAAACUGGCGGCCACAUGAAUAUGAUGGCCGCCACCUUAUCACUCCUUCUGGUCACUGUUAUCACCGCCUUUUGCGCAGAAUACUUGGUGGCUUCGAUAGAAGAAACUGCUCAGCGGUAUCAUAUCCCAAAGGCUUUCAUUGGCGUUAUUCUACUCCCCAUAGUGGGAAAUGCGGCAGAACAUGUGACGUCGGUUUGGAUGGCGAUAAAGGACAAGUACGAACUCACCAUCAGUAUAUGCGUGGGCAGUUCUAUUCAAAUCUCCGCCCUUGUUAUACCACUGCUUGUCAUCCUUGGUUGGAUCGUUGGACAACCAUUAACCCUUCAUUUCGAGAAUUUUGAGACCAUCUUGUUAUUCGUAUCUGUCUUACUGGUGUCAUUGCUGAUCAUGGACGGCAAAACCAACUAUAUGGAAGGCCUUAUGCUAACUAUCUUAUACCUAGUCAUUGCUCUUGCAUUCUGGGUCACCACGGACUAACAGCAGGGUGUUUUUCAUCAACACAGCCCCCGGAAUCACCCCAGUUCAAAAGAUCUGUGUGUUAACAAAGCCUGAGAUCGUAAAGAGAAGCAGGCUAGUCCUUCCCAGCUUACUAGAAUUCCGAAGAACGAUCGUGUUUUUGUUUCUUAUUUAUUUGUCUUCUACAUUGAAUGUUUCCAAAUGCUAUCCUAAGAUACUAAACUAUCUCCUUGGAGUUCUUCAAAUUUACGACGGGCUAUUCGAAUAUUCAUUCUGAUUGCUGCCGUCUCUGCUUGAAGUCAACUCAGGUGCCAGGCGUCAUGAUUUAA
This is a messenger RNA of Pisolithus orientalis, 1550 nucleotides long. Its product is annotated as calcium proton exchanger. Gene Ontology annotation, molecular function: calcium:proton antiporter activity. The transcript has 17 exons. The annotation marks the transcript as partial. Gene Ontology annotation, biological process: calcium ion transmembrane transport; intracellular calcium ion homeostasis. Gene Ontology annotation, cellular component: fungal-type vacuole membrane. Lineage: Eukaryota; Fungi; Basidiomycota; Agaricomycetes; Boletales; Pisolithaceae. The record is from RefSeq and is a predicted model, not a curated record.